AGGAGCCCCCAGACCCUGGUGGAGGUGACCUCCUUUGCCGCCAUCAACAAGUUCCAGCCCUUCAACGUUGCCAUUUCCAGCAAUGUCCUCCUGCUCCUGGAUUUCCACAGCCACCUGACGCGGAGCGAAGUGGUGGGGGACCUGGGUGGGCGUGGUAACGGCUUCCAGCCCUGCCUGGCCCUCAUCUGCGGACCCUACUAUCAUGGCAACUCCGGCAUGGAGUCCAAAAUCGCUCCUUUCUGGGUGAUGCCACCACCAGAGCAACGGCCCAACGACUACGGCAUCCCCAUGGAAGUGGAGGUGGCCUACAUCCAGGACGGCUUCCUCACCAAUGAUGUCCUGCAGGAGAUGACGCUGCUGGUGGAGUUUUACAAGGGAGCCCCCGACCUGGUGAAGUUUCAGGAGCUGUGGAGCCAGGAUCAGACCUACCUGGACAAACUGAAGGGUUCCCUGGCCUCCCGCACCCCCAAAGACCAGAGCUUCGCCCCCGUCCUGGAGCAGAUCUACGGCCUCCUCAAGCUCAGCAGCUGA
This is a messenger RNA of Mesitornis unicolor (brown roatelo), 531 nucleotides long. It is a transcript of the gene MPND, whose product is annotated as MPN domain containing. Gene Ontology annotation, cellular component: BRCA1-A complex; BRISC complex. Gene Ontology annotation, biological process: double-strand break repair. Gene Ontology annotation, molecular function: polyubiquitin modification-dependent protein binding; metallopeptidase activity. The record is from RefSeq and is a predicted model, not a curated record. The annotation marks the transcript as partial. The transcript has 7 exons. NCBI's taxonomy places the organism in Eukaryota, Metazoa, Chordata, Aves, Mesitornithiformes, Mesitornithidae.